Molecule: messenger RNA, 561 nt
Organism: Trichomycterus rosablanca
Lineage: Eukaryota; Metazoa; Chordata; Actinopteri; Siluriformes; Trichomycteridae
Gene: ndufa7
Product: NADH:ubiquinone oxidoreductase subunit A7
Exons: 4
Coding region: 122-448 (108 amino acids)
Biological process (GO): mitochondrial electron transport, NADH to ubiquinone; ATP synthesis coupled electron transport
Cellular component (GO): mitochondrial inner membrane
Source: RefSeq, a predicted model, not a curated record
AUUUUGACUGAUCUCAGAACAGACUUAACCAAAACUCUUUGCUACAUAGUGCACAGUACUGCAAUCAGAACUGAUCCUGAAACAGUCUUUGUGGAGAGUUGCUUUCACCUUGAGGACAACUAUGGCUUCGGCAACGUCGGUUAUUCAGAAACUGAGGAACUUGUUUGCAGGGAGGAACCUUCAAACAAAGCUUCAGCUGCGAUAUGAAGAAAUGGCUAAAAGGACUCAACCACCUCCCAAACUUCCAGUUGGGCCGAGCCAUAAAUUCGCUGCAAACUACUACUGUACAAGAGAUGGAAGAAGGGAGUCUGUUCCACCAACUGUUAUAAUGUCUGCUCAGAAAGCCCUAGCUGCUGGCAGUGAAGCUCCGGCAAUGACCAAGCGUCCUGUCCUUCCUGGACCUGAGCCGAAGGAACUCCCACUGUCCACCGAUCAGCCAUAUCUCUGAGCUUUCUUUCACAUUAAACAUUGUUUAUAAAUGUAUCUUUUCUUGAAUACAUUGACUAAGUGUAUAUAGUGAACUGAGUACUAUACAUAACUGAAUAUAUAUCUCAAAACAGA